Messenger RNA from Microbotryum saponariae, 1869 nucleotides. The record is from the annotation of a GenBank genome assembly. Lineage: Eukaryota; Fungi; Basidiomycota; Microbotryomycetes; Microbotryales; Microbotryaceae.
AUGUACGCGGCUCCCCAACCAAGUGCCACUCCUGGAGUCAAGCAAGAAAAGCCCAACCUCGUCGGUCAGUCCCUUCAGAGCUCUCCGCACCCCAUGUUUGGUGUGCACAGUCCUACCCCAUCUAGCCCACCGUGCUAAUCCCAGUCAUGCUGAUCUGCAGGCGUCCGCAACAAGCAAAGGUUCGUGCUGAUGUAGCCAUCGCUGUCGCUCGAGGCCCGCCUGAUGACGCGACACAGGCAGCGUCGACGACCGUUUUCGCGCCCAAAAGCGUGGCACCAGAGGGCAUACACUGAUUCGCCCUGCUCUCCACCUCGGCUACCCAUAGGAAAGGCGUUCAAAAGGCCCAGGCCAAGUUUGAACCGCUUGCGUUCCGUGAUCAACUCAUCAAGCACCUCGAAUCCGUCCCAGAGCACGACUUUGACGCCGUAGCCUCCAAACUCGAUGUUCUAGGCAACCAGGUCAGUACUGCGUGGCCUCUGUACAGCAUCUCCGUUGCUAUAUGCUGACCAGUCUGCGCUUCAUUUCCCUGUCGCUUGCUGCGCCGCUGCGGUCCCCUCCUCUCCGCCUCGACGCCUGACUCGACACACGACCCGCGCCGUGACCCCACGCCACUCUACAAUCUCCCUCGCACCAGCUCGACUACCGCAAGUAUGAGCAACAGCUUUUCGAACUGCUGCUCGUCGGUGGGCUUCUCGCACCCGGAGGUGGAUUCCUCGAUGAUGGAGCGGCCAAGUCGACCUUCUCGGUGACGGGCUCGGCCAAGGAACCCGUCGAGGUCAGCGACGUAAAGUCGAUCGUCGACGUCUUCAACAAGUUGACGCGCAGGUACAAGUACCUCCAAAAGGGCUUUGAGGAGACCGCGCUACCGAGCAUCCUGCAGUACUCGAACAAGUUCUCGCAGAUCGACCAGGAGAAGCUCGCUGUCGCGACCGCCCUCUUUGUCGCCGUCGGCCUCGUGUCCGCGAGCGUCGUCCUCAGUCUCAAGAAAGACCAUUUGGUCAAAGAUGGUCAGUUGAUUAGGUGCACAUGACGUUGGCCCCCGCAUGCCGCUCAUACACUCACUGACGCAUUCCCCUCACAGGCACGUCGGUGCGAAUGCUCACGAGCUUCCUCAAGGCCUUCCUCGCGACCGAGUCGAUCGAGCAGCUCUCGCUUGCCCUUCGCAAGGGUGGUGUCACCGACCUCGAGGCCUUCUUCCCGCCUUCCAAGCAAAAUGCGACCGAACUCUCAACCCACUUCAAGGGUGCCGGAUUGUCGGGUGUCGUCGACUUUUACAUCAAGCAGAAGGCCGGCAAGGCCAAGGAGGACACUCUGGCUAGGCUCAGAGAGUACGUCUCCGACGAAGCCGACUAUGACGAGGUGAGUUGAUAGUGGCAUUCGAAGUCAUUUGACUGGGGUGGUAUGCUGAUCGAAGUGCCCACGAACGCCUACUAGAUCAUGGGUUACCUGGAAGCUGUUCACAAACGCGGCAUCCUGUCCGAGCCCGAGUUCAUCUCGAUCGCUUGGGCCGGUCUCACGAGUGGGAUCGACAUGGGCGCCAAGCCCGAGCUGUUGCCCGACCUCGCUGUCAAGGAGAUCAAGUCGAUCGCUCCCUUGCUCGAGCCCUUCAACAACAAGCCUGCGACCGAGGUCGCAUUGAUCAACACGAUCCAGAUUUGGUGCUACGAGAACACCAAGCUGAUGCCCGCGUUCGCCAAGAUCCUCAAGGUGCUCUACUCGCUCGACGUUUUGUCGGACCAAGCUAUCCUCUACUGGCACAGCAAGGGGUCCAAGACGCAGGCGAGGCAACACUUCCUCGAUGCGGCGGGGCCAUUGGUCAACUUCCUCAAGGAGCAGGAGGAGGAGGAAGACGAGAGUGAUGACGAGUGA